Messenger RNA from Peronospora belbahrii, 372 nucleotides. Lineage: Eukaryota; Oomycota; Peronosporomycetes; Peronosporales; Peronosporaceae. The record is from the annotation of a GenBank genome assembly.
AUGAAGAAGUUUGAUCCGAGCCGAGUAUGGGUGGGCAAAAAGACAAUGGAAAAGCUAUACGACCCCAAAUUUGGAAACACAGACCAUGAAUUGGUUGAAAAAAUGAAACAGCUUAUUGUUAUGUACGACGAGGAGAAUGAGUACGGAGGAGAUGGCGUUUGCGAUCGUGUGGAGGGUAGUUAUGGUGGUGUUGGUGCACCAGACGAGUACGACGGCGACUACAAUGACGAGUUUGAUGACUUUGUGCCCUUUGGUGUUCGCGACGGUGGUAGUGCAUACGACCAGGACGCCAUUUGUGAACGAAACCACAAAAUGCGCGCACAGGAGGAAAGGGAAACAUUUUGGGAUGGAAAGAAGAACCCCCAUCUUUGA